This is a messenger RNA of Anopheles aquasalis, 1460 nucleotides long. RefSeq names its product G-protein coupled receptor Mth2-like. Gene Ontology annotation, cellular component: plasma membrane. The record is from RefSeq and is a predicted model, not a curated record. Gene Ontology annotation, biological process: G protein-coupled receptor signaling pathway; cell surface receptor signaling pathway. Gene Ontology annotation, molecular function: G protein-coupled peptide receptor activity. Lineage: Eukaryota; Metazoa; Arthropoda; Insecta; Diptera; Culicidae.
AUGGUGUACACGUUACACUUAAGAGUGAGUUUGUGGAAAUGGUUUGUGGUGCUGCUUUCAUUGAGCUUGCAAGCAAAUGCAAUGGAGGAAUUAUGUUCCGAAGAAGAAUCAGUAGACAUCUCCAAAGGAACAAUCGAUGCAGAUGGAAAUAUCGACUACGAUGGAGUGCACUACAGUCCAUCUCAGUAUUUUCAAGAUGAAGAUGUGCAGCGGCGAGGUUGCAUUUGCCUUGUGCGUCAAUGUAUAUACGUUUGUGAGGCCGAAGAAUGGCCGACCGAACUCUAUGCCAAUGUAUCUGAUGCGUUCGGUAAAAACAAUUCCAUACGAAACCUGGCCACAGAUACGCGGUAUCACUUGCUUUUAGAAGAACCUGCCUGUGGCGGAGCAUGGUUGACGCUGGAACAAGAUGAAGUCACAAUAACAACGAAAGGAGAUUUAAGCUUAAGUGGAUAUAUUUUGAACUAUCCCCAAUUUUGUAUGCAACCAGUGAACGAAAUGGGCGAGUUCCUGGCAGCAUACUGUGAGCCCGAAAUAAACGACUUGUCACAUCACAUGUAUGCCUUUGGCUUCCUGGUAUCGUUACCCUUUCUCGUGGCCACCUUUGUGGUGUAUGCUAUUCUACCGGAGCUACAGAACGUGUCCGGGAAGUCACUGAUGUGUUUUGUAGCAGCACUCGCGGUAUCAUAUUUAUUGCUGGGCUUAGCGCGAAUGGAUAUUUACGAGUAUCAGUCCAAUAUGUGUUUGAUCUCUGCAUAUUCAUUAUACUUUACGUUGAUGGCCAGCUUCUUUUGGAUCAACAUCAUGUCCUUCGAUAUUUGCUGGACAUUCGGUGGAAGUUGUGGGCGGACCAGUGAACGGAGAAAGUUUCUGUAUUAUUCUCUAUACGCUUGGGGUGUACCGCUGCUACUUCUUUUGUUGAUACUUCUCUUCGAUCAUACGGAGCUUAUAAACUACAAUCUACGACCGAACAUUGGCGAGGAAGGAUGUUUCCUUCAGGAGGAAGGAUGUUUCCUAAUGCUAGUUAUCAGUACGAACAUAUUCCUUUUGGCUAUCACCGCCAAACGCGUUUACCAAAACGAUCGCACCAAUGUUGUUAUGAACAACGACAAUUUGGAACACCACGCAACGUUGGAAGAGAAUCGCAACAGGUUUGGAUUAUAUCUGCGCUUGUUCGCCGUCAUGGGUGUACUCUGGUCGCUAGAAAUAAUUAGCUGGUUAUUGAUUGAAACGAAUACACCUUACCCAUCCUGGGUAAUAUACGUUAUAGACGGUGUGAACUGUCUUGCAGGCAUAGUGAUCUUUUUCCUGUUCGUUUGGAAGCAAAACAUUAAGAAACUGCUGCACCAAAGAUUCUGCCGAUGAGUAAUUACCUCGGAAUGCGAUCAAAUGAACGACUCAGGCAAUGUACAAUCGAUAGCAUAAACCAAUCAAUCUUCGUUCUCGCUCCUCGGAAGCCGGCU